CAAAACAAAGAUACAUUGAGGGUGUAGCAAAUGCUGCAUGUAGUCCUCAUCUCUACUCCUUACAAAUAAAGAUUAAACCUACCUAUAGAUCUACUGUGCUUAAGUAUAAUCUUGAAGUGGUGUAAAACAAAGGCGGAUUCUCAAAAACUCCAUAAAACUUUGUCAAUUUAAUUGCAUACAGUCUUUCUAAAUGUAUCUGUUUGGGGUGUAUGUUUUAAAUCUAUUUUCUUAAUACAGGAAAUUGUUGUUUUAAAGUAUAGUUGAUGCCAUCGUUAGUUUAAAAGGUUUUCAAUGAAUUAUUUAUCAGGUCUGAUUAAACUGGUUUAAUAAUUCAUUAUAAUGUUUUGCACAAAGACAUGUUCUCUUUAUCACAAUCUGUAAUAAAAUUCGUUACGGUGUAAAAUUACACGAGUGUGAAUUAUAUAAUUUGUUAUCGUUACUCCGCUUUCAUAUCCCCAGAUAUUUAGUUGAUGUUCAAAUUACAUUGUAUCUUUUAAAAAUGCUAAUUAGAUAUAAUGAGUUUACCAAUUAUUUCAAAGAAUAAUAUGCUUAAUACGUAAUUAACCCUUGUACAGAGAUGAAGAGUUCUGGUAAUCCUAUCUUCCCAUUGAAAUACACAUCAAUUAAACAUCAAUAUAAUUAAUUGAUGCAUGUCAAAAUAUCGACAUAGCUUUUUCAUACUCGAUAAUGAUAUUGAAAGUAUAUUCCACCGCGUUCAUUAAAAACAUUCGCUGGUGUGGUCAAAAUGGUUUAAAUUAUCUCGCAACCCUCAUUUCUAAAGGCACCAAGAAUGUUGAAGAAUGAAAGAAUUCUAAUAUUAGUCAUUUUGAUGCUCCGACAUAUUCUUGGACAAAGUGACGCCUGUACUGUGGGGCAGAUUAAGGGACGAUGCGAUUGUAACAAGUAUGAUAUCUGUCACGGCGGGAUGUGGCAGGAGGAAAACGUACCAAACAAUGAAAAGUUUGCCACCAUUUGUAGUAACUGUACAGAAGAAGAUACUAGAAACGGAUGUGCCAAAUCCCAGAGAGAGGUCAUGUGUGAAAGGAUCUCAUUAUCAGCUAGCAGUAGUACCCCACUUUCUCCAAGUCUGACAGAUUCCAGGUCAUUAGAAAUCCAUUCAACUGAUUCCAUCCAAUCAAUGCAUGUACAUGUAUCAACGGAUUCCAUCCAAUCAACACAUGUACAUGUAUCAACGGAUUCCAUCCAAUCAACGCAUGUACAUGUAUCAACGGAUUCCAUCCAAUCAACGCAUGUAUCGACCGAUUCCAUCGAAUCAACUCCAGUAUCAACGGAUUCAACCAAAUCUGCUACAGAGGAGCAGAUGUGUCCAUGUGAUUGCGAGUUUAUGGACCGAAUUGCAUUCUGGGAAAGUACUGGUACUCAGCCUGAGAUCGAAGAAGAAAUUCUUGUUUCCAAAAUCAACGAAAUGAAGAAAGAGCUACAGGUCAACACUUCGGAAUUAACGUCGACGAAAAUGAAAAAGAUCAGCGCCCCCGACAGUCGUACAUCCGCCUCUGUCGCUGGUUAUGUCGGUAUCGUCUUCAUCGUCGUCGUACUGGGGUCUAUUGUUAUAUUAGACUUCCCCACCCUGGUCAUCCAAAUCAAAGGACUCUGGGAAAGAAUUAGACAACGUUAAAAAUUGGUUAUGAUGUAUAAACUAUUAUUACAAGAUCCCAUCUAGAAUCUUUGAAGUUUUUAAAGCGAUUCCAAGUCAGUAAAAACAAAGAAUGGACAAAUCAAUGUCGCGUUGAAAAAGUGUCUUGUCUACAAUUCAAACAGGGGAAUCAAAUCACUUUUUGUAUAUUAUUGUUUUCUUAUUUCAUAGUACAUGUAUAGCUAAAAGCAGCGCUUGUUUAAUCUAUUAUCAAUUCACUUUCGGUUUUACUUGUUUGUGUGUCUGUUUGUUUUUAGGAAAGAAUUGUGUGUAUAUUUGAAAUAUUCCAAUUUUGUAUGAAUUUAGCAAUUGUAG
This is a messenger RNA of Saccostrea cuccullata (small rock oyster), 1969 nucleotides long. RefSeq lists its product as uncharacterized. Lineage: Eukaryota; Metazoa; Mollusca; Bivalvia; Ostreida; Ostreidae. The transcript has 6 exons. The coding region runs from base 791 to 1636 and encodes 281 amino acids. The record is from RefSeq and is a predicted model, not a curated record.